AUGUCUAAUACCACCGAGUUUGUGCGAUCCCGCUCUCUUGAGCAGCAUGUCAGUCAAACUGCACAAGCAAGCUACCCUCAGUCUGAUGGUGACAGGUUUUACGUGCCAGUUUCAUGCUUUACCUCGGAUGCGAGUCUCGAAAGGCUAGGCUCAAUAGACGGCACCAAAGGCGCCGCUCACCUGGGCCGCUUGACUAUUGGAACCCAUAGCACCGAUCGCGUCGUUAUUUUCAGCACGAGCACCCUCAAGGACCUGGUCAAAGUUGAUUUCAGAGCGAUAGACCAAUGGUUUGAAGAAGACGUGCCCAUAUUCUGCCACCCAAAAGAUCCUUAUAAGCGCAUCGACAUUCUGCAAUCCACGCGUAGUGUUAAAGUUGCCAUUGAUGGUAUCACACUUGCUGAAACACCGAACCCUUUGUUCCUCCUAGAGACGACAUUGCGGACGAGGUAUUACUUGCCACCCACGAGCGUAAAGUGGGAGUAUCUUGUGCCCAGCGAUAUGGCAUCCUUGUGUCCGUACAAGGGCAGGGCGAACUAUUACCACGUCAAAGUGAACGGAAAGAUAUACAAAGACAUAGUCUGGUACUACAGGUACCCGACGCCCGAGAGCGCGCCCGUCGCUGGGCAUUUGUGCUUUUACAACGAGAUGGUUGAUAUAUGGGUAGACGGAGAAAAGGAAGAGAAUUAG
Messenger RNA from Parastagonospora nodorum SN15, 687 nucleotides. RefSeq lists its product as hypothetical. Bases 1 to 687 code for a protein of 228 amino acids. Lineage: Eukaryota; Fungi; Ascomycota; Dothideomycetes; Pleosporales; Phaeosphaeriaceae. The record is from RefSeq and is a predicted model, not a curated record. The transcript is spliced from 2 exons.